Molecule: messenger RNA, 2524 nt
Organism: Scaptodrosophila lebanonensis
Lineage: Eukaryota; Metazoa; Arthropoda; Insecta; Diptera; Drosophilidae
Gene: dmGlut
Product: putative inorganic phosphate cotransporter
Exons: 5
Coding region: 467-1960 (497 amino acids)
Biological process (GO): transmembrane transport; monoatomic anion transport
Molecular function (GO): transmembrane transporter activity
Source: RefSeq, a predicted model, not a curated record
UGAAAAUUAACAGCCGCUGAGCCCGGAACGACGCACAAAGUCAAGUGACAGAGGAGUAGUGGUGUGGUGUGGUGUGAAAAUUGUUAAGAGCACAACAGCAAUAAUAAAACAAAAAAAGUGAGAGAGGCGGAACAAGUGCAGAAGAAGAAGUGCGUGUGCUGGUGGCCGUUGUCGUCUCCAGUACGAGUGUAGUUGUCGUUGCGUGCGGUCCUUCGUCGCCCCGUCGUCGUUAUAUUGUUUGUCACUUCGCGUCAUCGUUGACGUUGUCGUGAUUGUUCCGUGUUUUCCUUGUGGCCGCCACGCAUGCGCUUAAGUGGCGUGUGAAGUGAAGUGUGCAAGAACAGUUAUUGUUAUUAUACUCGCAACAGUCAAGAGUAUUCUUCUCCUAACGCGCUGUACUCGUUAAUCCGUAACCCUGGCGAAGGAGCUCUCCAAUUUGAUAACACUUCAAGGGAACAGUGAAAAGAUGACACAACAACCGCAAUGGGGCAUCAGUUUCUCACGGUAUUUCAUAAUACCGCAACGUGUUAUAUUGUCGAUAAUGGGCUUUCUGGCGAUCUUGAAUGCGUAUACGAUGCGAGUGUGUCUCUCGCAGGUCAUCACAGUGCUGGUGAUGAAGAAGAACUCGACGGGAGAGGAAGGCGAUAAGGGUUAUUGCCCAGCUGACGAUUUGGAUUCCUCAAGCAGCACCGGAGGCACGUAUCAAUGGUCGGAACAACUGCAGGGCUUGAUCCUAUCCUCCUUCUAUAUUGGAUAUAUUGUGACUCACAUACCCGGCGGCCUGUUGGCCGAGAAGUUCGGCGGCAAAUGGACUCUGGGACUGGGUAUAUUAUCCACCGCCGCAUUCACGCUGCUGACACCGCUGGCCAUUAACAAAGGCGACUCGGAUUGGCUGAUCGUGACACGCGUGCUGAUGGGUCUGGGCGAGGGUACAACCUUUCCAGCGUUAAGUGUGCUGCUGGCCAGUUGGGUGCCGGCGAAGGAGCGCGGCAAGCUGGGCGCCCUGGUCUUGGGUGGCGGCCAAGUAGGCACCAUAUUGGGCAACAGUCUGUCGGGUGUGAUAAUAGAGGCCUACGGCUGGGAAGUUGUGUUCUAUUUCUUCGGUGGCCUAGGCGUUGUAUGGUUCCUCAUUUUCUGUGUGCUCUGCUUCAGUGAUCCGAGCAGCCAUCCCUUCAUCAAGCCGACGGAACGCGAGUAUCUAAUGAAGGAGAUCGGCAAUAUUGAUCGCCACAAGAACCUGCCUCCCACUCCGUGGAAGGCCAUCCUCACCAACCUGCCGAUGUUCGCUCUGGUGAGCGCCCAAAUCGGCCAUGACUGGGGCUUCUACAUUAUGGUCACUGAUCUGCCCAAAUACAUGUCCGAUGUCAUGCAAUUCUCCAUUACCGCCAACGGCCUCUACUCCUCCCUCCCUUACGUCAUGAUGUGGAUCGUCUCGAUUGGCAGCGGCUUCGUUGGCGAUUAUCUGAUCACCCGCAAGAUUAUGAAUACUACGAACACCCGAAAGGUGAUGACCGGUCUGGCUGCCUUCGGACCCGCCAUAUUCAUGGUGGCAGCCUCCUAUGCUGGCUGCGAUCGCGUCGUUGUGGUCGUACUCUUCACUAUCUGUAUGGGUCUCAUGGGCGCCUACUAUGCUGGCAUGAAGCUCAGCCCAUUGGACAUGAGUCCCAACUAUGCUGGCACUCUGAUGGCAAUCACCAAUGGAAUUGGUGCCAUAACUGGUGUCAUCUCACCCUAUCUAGUGGGUGUUAUGACCCCCAAUGCCACACUUUUGGAAUGGCGUACAGUUUUCUGGGUGGCCUUUGCCGUGCUGUUCGUCACUGCCAUUAUCUACUGUAUCUGGGCCUCGGGCGAGGUGCAACCCUUCAAUAAUUCAACCAUUGUGCCGCGUUUCGUCGAUUUUGAAGUGGAGGAACGCAAGCCCGAGCGUGAGAAGAACCCCGCUGCGCAGCAUAGCACCUAAGAAACCCCAACCAUGUGCCAUUCAUCUAAUCUAUUCUAGUUAUAAUGUCCCCCAAAAAUGAGUUGAAUUUCUAAAAUUUGUUUAGUCGAAGAAUUGUUAUCGUAUUUCCAAAGCUUGUGUUACUAACUCAUAAGUUCCACACUCCACCCCCCACUUCAUUCCACUCAAAAUCUGCCAACUCAGUUGUAAUAUUGUAUGGCGACCAUAUAGCCAUUAGUCGCCAUAAUCGCCAGUUACUACUUUUAAGCGAAUUUACGUCUUACGGAGUCUAGUAUUCCAAUGCGCAACAUACUCUCUUAAUUAAUAUUAGGCAGUAUUUGAAAGUGAAAGAAACUAACAACAAAAACAUGUUCAUCUUAGGCUUAAACCUUAAUCUGCUCCCCAGAGAGGAGAGAAGUACCUUCACACUAUACAUCCAUAUACCAUAUAUACAUACGAGUAAAUGCGACUUGUCGAUGAUUGUACUACAAAGAAAUUUUAAUUGUUGAUCAAUGUGUAACGUAUUUUUAACGUUCUUGUUGAAAGAUAUUUGUUUUUAUUAUUAUAUAUAUAAAAUAAUUAUUU